AUGGAAUCAAUGGAAGAAGAUUUAAGCGGAGGUCCCUGGUAUAUAGGAAAUCAUAUUAUUGGUAUGGAUAGAUGGUCAUUUUCUUUCUCUACUGAUUCGCUUAAGGGUAUCUCUUCUCCAGUCUGGAUUUGGUUCCCUGGAUUACCUUUAAGUUGCUGGGAUGAAGAAAAUAUUCCCAUGAUUGCUUCCAUGAUUGGAACUCCUAUGAUGCUUGAUGGGAACUCAUUUAAAUGGGGCAAAAGAGAGUACGCUCGCUGCUGUGUUAUAAUUGAUCUAGAAAAGAAACUUCCUAGGGGAGUUAGGAUUGAAGGGAUUCAUGGUAGAACUUUUCAACGAGUUGAAUAUGAAAAACUUAACUCUCUCUGUUAUCGUUGUGGUAAAGUUGGACAUAGUAAAGAUGUCUGUCCUGAUGCAGUUGUUGUUCAGGUCAAGGAAACAAUGGUACAAGAAAAGGUGGAAGUUCUAAAAUGGACAGAUGUUGUAAAUGAAGAUGGUUUAAAGAAACAGGGUGAAGAUUAUGGACCUUGGAUCCAUGUUAAAUUCAGAGACAGAAGAGAUAUACCAAUUGGGGUGAAUAAGUUCCAAGCUUUGGAAGGAGGUCUGGAAGAAGGGGAAUUAAAUAAGAAAGAAAAGACAAGGAUGCUGGAAAAGGAAGAACCUCUGAAUCAAUAUGGAAGUGAUGUUCACCUGGAAGUUGAAGUCCCAAUUGCUGAUCAAGAUCUUAAAAAUCAAAUAACUUCAAUUUCAAAUUCUGGUAAAGUGAAACUAGCCAAGGAAUUGAGAUCAUUGGGACCUAUGGAAGCUGAUACAAAAAAGAGGAAAGGGAUUAAAAUAAACAGUAAAAUAAUGGGGCAUUAUUCCCCUAUUAUGUCUUAA
Molecule: messenger RNA, 876 nt
Organism: Dendrobium catenatum
Lineage: Eukaryota; Viridiplantae; Streptophyta; Magnoliopsida; Asparagales; Orchidaceae
Exons: 2
Coding region: 1-876 (291 amino acids)
Molecular function (GO): nucleic acid binding; zinc ion binding
Source: RefSeq, a predicted model, not a curated record